UAUAGUUUAUACUGUGGUAUGAGUAUGAGCAAGUAUCAAUGAAUGACAAAUUAGUUUAAUCUAUGGAAAUUAGUCUUCAUCAGUCUUCACGAUGGAUUUAGCUAAAAUGUCACAUCCAAAUAAAUUAUGUUUGUGUAAAUGGUACUUUAAAGCGGGAUUUGCACUCUUACCGUUUCUAUGGGCCAUAAACAGUAUAUGGUUUUUUAAAGAAGCUUUUUAUAAACCUCCUUUUGAAGAACAAAAAGAUAUAAAAAAAUUUGUUGUACUGUCUGCUGUUGGAACUUUAGUAUGGAUUAUAAUAGUUAUUGGCUGGGUUCUCACUUUUCAACUUAAUAGAGCGAAAUGGGGUGAAUUUGCUGACGAUAUAUCGUUUAUAAUUCCAUUGGGCAGACCCUAAACAUCACCAAUAUGCAAUAAAAACUAUAUCAAAUAAGUGAAGAUAAUAAUAUGUAUAAUAAUCGUC
Messenger RNA from Agrilus planipennis (emerald ash borer), 463 nucleotides. RefSeq names its product gamma-secretase subunit pen-2. The record is from RefSeq and is a predicted model, not a curated record. The transcript has 3 exons. Gene Ontology annotation, cellular component: gamma-secretase complex. Gene Ontology annotation, biological process: Notch receptor processing. NCBI's taxonomy places the organism in Eukaryota, Metazoa, Arthropoda, Insecta, Coleoptera, Buprestidae. Bases 92 to 397 code for a protein of 101 amino acids.